CCUUCACUGGAGCUACAGGGGCAAAAUGGCGGCCAAGGCGCCAAAUACAAAUGUUUGAAUUUGGCGAGGUGAGGGCUGACGCUGUCUCUGGCCGACUUGUGCUGAGGGUGGUGAGGCCAUGGACGCCUCGGCGUGUAUGAAGUCUCUGCUCUUGGCGGCUUCUCAGUACCGAGCUGCCCGCACCCAGCCCAACGCAGCGCUGCUCCAGCGGAAUUUAGAGGUUAUUUCAGGAUUGAAAUUGACAAAAUUGUUUGCAUCAAAUCAUAUUUUACCAAGUGAAUGCCUCAAUUGCUUAGUAGAACUUAUUGAGGACCCAAAUCUAAGCCCUCCAUUAACUUUGAAUGUUGUAGGCUUGCUUUCUCAGUUAGAUAAUGAAACCGGAGAAGCCCUUCAGAAUGCUUACAAUCUGUGUGGUGCCCUUGUAAGUGUAAUUCUUCGAAGUUCUACAAAUCCUAUUGACCCAGUAAUAUUGCAAAGUAUUCAACUGCUACAGAAACUGACCUACAAUGCAAGAAUACUGCAAGCCAGUGCUAAUAUUGAAGACUUAAUUUCUUUCCUAAUGCUUCGGAUUCAGUCUACAGAAGAUGAGUUAACUAUACCAUGCCUAGGACUUUUGGCAAAUCUUUGUCGACAUAAUCUCACUGUUCAAACAUAUAUCAAGUCAUUGACGAAUGUGAAAGGUUUUUAUCGCACUCUGAUCAGUUUCUUGGCCCACAGUAGUUUAACAAUGGUUGUUUUUGCACUUUCAAUAUUAUCAAGUCUUACAUUAAAUGAAGAAGUUGGAGAAAAGCUGUUUCAUUCCAGAAAUAUUCACCAGACUUUUCAGUUAAUAUUUAAUAUCCUUGUGAAUGGUGAUGGAACACUAACAAGAAAAUAUUCUGUGGAUCUGCUUAUGGAUCUCCUGAAGAAUUCCAAGAUUGCAGAUUAUCUUACCAAGUAUGAACAUUUUACAUCUUGUCUUAAUCAAGUGAUAGGCCUCCUUCAUGGAAGAGAUUCUGAUUCCUCAGCAAAGAUAUUAGAAUUGCUACUUGCAUUUUGUUCAGUGACACAACUCCGUCAUAUUGUACGUCAAGCAGUACUGGAACCAAAUGUAGCAGUCUCUGCAAGCACAAGACUUGCAACUCGUGCUAAGAAUUCUGACUCAUCUAUUGUUUUAGUACAUUGGUCAAACCAGCCACUAGAAGUAUCUGAAAAGUGUUCAAAUCUUGCCUUGGAGCUAUUCAGGGAGCUAUUUGAGGAUGUUAUUGAUGCUGGCAAUAGUGCAACUGCUGAACGCUUUGUGGAUCUUCUUUUGCCCAUUCUUCUCGACCAUCUUCAGUUUCCUGACCACAUACUAGAAGAUCUGUUGAAAAAGAAAAAAUGUGAACGAAUGAUCAAGACUAUUGAUAUCUUGAUAACUCUUUGUGCAGAUGAUAUGCUGAAAAUGCAUGUCAUUAAAGUUUUAACAGCUAGCAAGUGUGCUACUUUAAUAGAAAACCAAUUCACUUCUAGUGGAAUUGAUUUUAGUUUUGGGACAAAAUUUGUGGACUGUGAAUUGAGCAAACUUUCUGCUGAGCUAAUCUUAAAAACACUGGAUCUGAUGAGUAAGCUUAAGCAGAUGGUUCCUAAUAUGGAAGUCAGUUUUUACAAAGUUCUUCAGGACCAACGCUUGGUUACCCCUCUGGCUUUUGCUUUAACAUCAGACCACAGAGAACAAGUUCAAGCAGGACUUAGAAUAUUAUUUGAAGCAGCCCCAUUGCCAGACUUUCCUGCCAUAGUGCUUGGUGAAAGUAUUGCAGCCAAUAAUGCUUACAAACAACAGGAAUCUGAGCAUGCCUCUAAAAGAAGAAGUCACCUGCAGGCAUCCAUGACUUCUAUAAAUUCAGUAAAGGCCUCUAAUGUUUGCCAUCCCAAUGAUGGUGAUGCUGCAACUUUCAGCAUUCAGGACCUGAUUCACAAACUCCAGUCUGGCUUGGAGAUGAAGGAAUCAGUCACAGACAUCAGGGUCUCUGAAAUAAUAGAAGUAUAUGAACAGAAACUGUCUGCAUUGGCAUCCAAGGAAACAAGGUUGCAGGACCUUUUGGAAGCAAAGGCGUUAGCUCUUUCUCAAGCUGAUAGACUUAUUGCCCAGUAUCGUUGCCAGAGAGCUCAAGCUGAAUCUGAGGCUAGGAUGCUUGCUUCAAUACUGAAGGAUACAGAAAGAAAAAAUGAAGAUCUGGAGUCACUACUGAAAGCACAGCAGACAGAAUCUGAACGGGCACAAAGUGAUAUUGAACAACUAUUUCAGCAUAAUCGGAAACUGCAAACAAUAGCAGAAGAAUAUGAGAUACUGAAAAGAUCUUCCAUUGAUCUGCUUCAAAAGCAUGAAACUAUCGAAAAGCAGUAUAACAAUCUGCAGGGAAUGUGUAAUUCACUGAAUAAACAACUUGAGACCCUUAAAAGACUGAAUGAAUCGCUGAAGCAACAGAAUGAAAAAACCGUUGUUCAGCUUCUCGAAACAGAAGAACACAGAAAAGAACUGAACAAACAGAUCCAAGAAAAAGAUGGAGAAAUAUCAAAUUUACAACAGAAGAUAAAAGUUCAAGAAGAAAAACUAAAAGUCAGACAGAAGGAAAAAAUAGAUAUGGAGGACAAAAUUGACAUUCUUAGAAAAGAGCUUAGCAAAACUGAACAGGCAAGAAAAGAACUGAGUAUUAAGGCAUCUUCUUUGGAAGUUCAGAAGUCACAGUUGGAAGGACGGCUAGAAGAAAAGGAGGCCUUAAUUAAGCUUCAGCAAGAAGAACUAAACAAACAUUCUCAUAUGAUUGCAAUGAUUCAUAGCUUAAGUGGUGGUAAAUUAAAUGCAGAAACAGUGAAUCUCAGUUUAUAGAGCAGAUUUUCUAAAUAUGCAAUUAAUGUUGUUUUAUGUUUCAUUAUGAAAAACCUUUUAGGUAACUUUCCUUGAAGAUAUUAUGGCUUUUAUGAAUAGUAGGCUACAUUCUAUUCAUUUUGACACUAAUAUCUCUAUCACUAUUGGUUGCCUUGUUUAUGUAUUUAACAAGGACUAGAUAUAAUUUUAGAAAACAUAAGUAAAAAAACCAUUUGAUGCCCAAACUAUCAACUAUGCUAGGUUUACUUAAGUUAGUAAUUCUACUCUUAAACUGAUUUUACAAAAGCUUUCAUUUCCUUGUAUACAAAAUGUAGCUGAAAUCUUGCUGGUUAACCUAUACAUUCAAAAUGAAAGUAUGCAAAUAUAUAUGUAUAUAUUAUGUAGAAAAACAUUUUAAGUCUUAUAUUACAAUACAGAUAUACAUUAAUGAAUCAAACAUUUAAAAGAAAUCUGAAUUUCCCUCCCCCCAAAAACAGAAGACAAGCUCAGUUUUCAUAUAUUCAGUUUUCCUUCCGGUGUAAAAGUCAAAUAAUUCUCUUCAUAGUUUUUCAGAUUUAGAGAUUUCUGAAGUUAAUAGUCACAGGUUGUUUGUGUUCUUUUUAAAAAUAUUCUACAAGUUUUCUAGUAUUUAUUACAAACCUAUUUUUUUGCUGAAAGACAAAGAUACUGUAUAUUUUUAAACUAGUGCAUGAAUAUGUUUUAAAAUAAUGAACUUUCAACAACUAUGUGUAGUUUAAAAAUCAACUUACAACAUAUAGGGCAAGGGCAUAUUUUCCUAUUGUACUGUAUCUGUCCUCUUUAAUGAUAUAAUGAAACCUGAUUAUGUUUGGAGACACUGAAACUCCAAAACAAUUAGUAUUAAUUCCACUUAAGAGGGUAGUGAUCAUAUGCCAACAUUUCAACAAAUACCUUUACAUUUUAAAUUCUGUGUGUCAGUCUUCCUCUUUAACUAUGUGCAAUUGAUGCUGUCAAUUAUAUUUUUGAAAGCUAUUGUCUCCAACUUGGCAGUGGUAUUUGACAUUUAAAUGAAGUAUUUAUUAUGGACUCUAGUGGUCUUUUUAUAUUUUUGUUCUAAUUGUCAUCAUUUGUCUCUGGAAAAUGAAAUAAAUAACACUGAAGUUAUGCAUG
Molecule: messenger RNA, 3976 nt
Organism: Thamnophis elegans (Western terrestrial garter snake)
Lineage: Eukaryota; Metazoa; Chordata; Lepidosauria; Squamata; Natricidae
Gene: CIP2A
Product: cellular inhibitor of PP2A
Exons: 21
Coding region: 119-2848 (909 amino acids)
Source: RefSeq, a predicted model, not a curated record